This is a messenger RNA of Rotaria sordida, 1719 nucleotides long. The record is from the annotation of a GenBank genome assembly. Lineage: Eukaryota; Metazoa; Rotifera; Eurotatoria; Philodinida; Philodinidae.
AUGUCUCGUACGAUUCAAGACAAUGCACAAAAUCUGAAUAAUAAUACUGAAAGUUCAAAUACGACAAAAAUUCGUCGAACACUUAUUGAACGGGGUAUACGUACAGUAGGGGAUGAUCGUGAUAAUAAAAAUGGUUCAUUAGCAAAUAUUUCAGCUAUAAGAACAAGAAAUAAACAACAUGAAGAUGAUCAACGUGAAUUACAAGAAUUAAAUGUUAAAUUUGCUAUUUAUUUAGAUCAUGUUCAAAAUUUAGAAAACUAUAAUGGACAAUUAUUAGCUGAAUUACAAAAUUUAAAAGAAAAUUGGAGUAAUGAUACAAAUCAAUUACAUACAACAUAUGGUCCAGAUUUACAGUCACUUCGUGGAGAAAUUGAUAAUUCUCUGCGUGAUCAAGUUCUUCAAGAACUUCUAUCACAACGAUAUGAAUAUGAUAUAUGGCAAACACAACAACGUAUAAAUGCAUUGGAUGGUCAUACUUCAAAACGAUUACAUGUAGUUCAACAAGAAUUAAAUCAAUCAAUUGAUGCUUUAGAGCACAUUAAAAAUCAAUAUGAUCGAUAUUCAACAGAUUUAGUUAAACAACGUACGAAUGUAGACAGUUUAUAUGUUGGAUUAGAUGGAUUACAAAAUGAAUUAGUUAAUCAUCGAUUAGAACGUAUUAUGAUUGAAAAUGAAAUACAAACAUUACGAGAACAAAUUUUAUUUGAAGAUGCUAUGUAUCAAACACAACGAGAAGACUUCUUAUCACUUAGUACACCGGUUGUUGAUGUAUCAAAAUUUUAUCAUGAUGAAUUAAUUCGUGCAAUAUUUGACAUUCGACAUGAUUUUGAAAUUCUUGCAGCAUCUCAAAUCAAUGGUUUAGAAGAAUAUUAUCGUACAAAAAUGGAAGAAAUUCAAGAAACUAUUCAAGAUAAUGAACGUAAACGUUUAUUAGAUGCUGAAAAUAAAACAAUAGAACAAACGUUUAAUUCCGAAUCAUUAAUAGAAAUUGAAAACGUUCAUAAACAGUUAAGAAUAGAAAAUAUUCAAUUACAAACACAAUUCGAUAAUAUAUUAGAUGAUUUAACAAGAAUUCAAAAUGAACAUAUAUAUGAACAACAAAAACUUGAUGAAGAAUUAAAUCAACUUCAACAAGACAUAGCUAUUAGACAAACAAAUAUGAAUAGUAUUGUAGAAAAUAAUGUUUCACUUCGUUUUGAAUUAUCAACAUAUCGAUCUUUAUUAACAUCUGAAGAACAACGUUUAUAUAAAUUAAAACAAGAAAAACAAUUACAAACUUCAUCAUCAUUAACUGAUAAAAAUCUUGAUAAUCUUAAUCAAAAUCAUAAAAAUUAUAAGAUGCAAAAAGUGUCUACAAAAACAUCAGCAACAGGUUCAAUCAUAUUUGAUUCAAUUGAUUUUAUCAAUGAUUGUAUUGUAAUAAAAAAUGAUAGAUUUACUGGUAAAGACGAAUCUUUUAAGAAUUGGUCACUUCGUCGUAAAAAUGAUGAACAACCAGAACUAGUUUAUCGAUUUCCUUCUUCGUUUGUUCUAAAACCUGGACAUACAGUUCGUAUACUAUCAAGACGUAGUCCACAAUCAACAACAAACUCAGAAAGUGAUGUAUUCAUUGCUAAUCAAAUUGAUACAUGGGGACUCGGACAAGUUAUGAUAACAAGUUUAAAUGAUAAUAAUAAUGAAGAAAUCGCUAGUAUGACACAAACUGUUCUGAAAGACUAA